Molecule: messenger RNA, 2136 nt
Organism: Sparassis crispa
Lineage: Eukaryota; Fungi; Basidiomycota; Agaricomycetes; Polyporales; Sparassidaceae
Product: Biofilm and cell wall regulator 1
Exons: 3
Coding region: 1-2136 (711 amino acids)
Biological process (GO): regulation of transcription by RNA polymerase II
Molecular function (GO): DNA-binding transcription factor activity, RNA polymerase II-specific; RNA polymerase II cis-regulatory region sequence-specific DNA binding
Source: RefSeq, a predicted model, not a curated record
AUGGACAACUCAAAGUCCCCGCAAAACUCGCCCCCUGACGACGACGACGUUCGUCCCGACAUGGCUGCCGCUGUCGCCCAGCCCGCCGUCCCGCCCCCGCCCCCCGCCAGCCCCCCCGCCGCGUCCACCGCUGCGCCGGCCGGUGUCGGCGUCAACAAGCGAUACCGCGCCGCUCCAGCCAAGACGUUCCAGUGCAGGGGCUACGGCGAAUGCAGGAUGGUUUUCAGUAGGAGCGAACAUCUCGCCAGGCACAUCAGGAAACACACCGGGGAGCGGCCGUUCACCUGCCAUUGCAGCAAGCAAUUUUCCCGGCUCGACAACCUCCGCCAGCAUGCGCAGACCGUGCACGCCGACAAGCAGGACCAGAACGAGCGCAUGAUGCACGAGCUCACCUCGCUCCACGCCAGCAUGACCGCCGCCAACAAGGGCGCCCCGGCCCGCGGGAAGCGCGCCCAGCUUCCCGCGCCUGACCCCGCCCUCACCGAUGCCGCCGAUCACGUCUCGGUCAAGCAGGAGGAGCCCUCGCACGUCCUUCCGCCCGUCCAUCAGCGCCCCGGCACCAGCACCGGCUACGAGGGAGGCUAUCACACCGGGAGUACCAUUCCUUUCGUGAUCCCGGCCAGUCCUUUCUUGCCCCCACCGCAUCCUCGCAGUCACCCGCCUCUGCUACCACAGCAGCGUCAGCCGCCCAGUCACACCAGCACCCCGGCCAGUCCUUUCGGAUCCCCUCCUACGCCUCUUUCAACUUCAGUCUCCCCGACAUCCCAGUCGGGGUUCGCCCCGGAUCUGGCAACGGCCCUGCGGCACACCCCGCCCGAUCCCUCCCGCCACUCGCUGCCGUCGUCUCCUCAUCCCUCGCUCGCGCCCUCCCUCUCCCGCCACCCCCCUUCCCCGCCCCGCCAUCUCACCAGCAGCAGCUCCAGCAACCCCUCACUCACUCCCAUGUACUACCCUUACCUACCCCAUCCCAAUAUGGCAUCUAUGCUCGACGGCCAUCCACAGCCACUCGCCCCGGAACCGCUCCCGCUGCAUACUACUACCCCGCUCUUUACCCUGCAGGAGCUGGAGCAGUACCGUCAAUGGCUCCGCUACGACCAGAACUACCACUUCCACAACCACCCUAUGCCCAUGGACGUCCCGGCGAGUCACUACGCCGACUCGGAACUGGCGGCGGCGCAGCAGCAGCAGCAGCAGCAGAUGCAGGAGGAUAUGAACGCGAGCCGACGUCUCCCGGGGGAGCAUACAACGACUCCCCAUUUUCCUUCCACGCUCCCGCCACUGCAACAGCCACGGACGCAUCCGCAGCUGCGCACGCGGGCCUCCCAGCCAAUCCUCGCAAGCGACCUUAUUCGGGAUCAGACGAUGAUGGCCCGCGUGAGCGAGGAGAUGCUGGCCGCGCAGUUAGCCGCGGCGGGCGCGUCGGGGAGUUCUACGGCGGGGACUACAACAACAACUACGACUACGGGGCCGAUUCUCGGCCCCAGUCUCGGCGCCUCUCCGUCAUGGAGCUCUGCAAUGACACCGAUGCAGAUGGAGCCCCCGUUCGACCAUUUCUUCCCGUACCCGCAGCAGCAGCAGCAGGCGGGCCCGACUCGCGGCCCACCACCACAUCCGGACUCUGCAUUGGCGCCGCGCAGCUCGCACUCGUCGAUCGGACACCCACUCCCACUCCCGACUCUCCAGGGGCCCAUCGCCGCGCAAGCCCACCGGUAUUCGCACGAGCUGCACCGCCAGCAGCGCCAGCAGCACGAUCGCCUCCGCCAGGCGCAGCGCGAGGGCCGCCGCUCGGAGCAGGCGUAUCUCCACCCGCAGCAGUACGUGGACUACCAGCACCCGUGCGCGGGUACGCAGCACGGGCGCCCCAGCCCGAGCCCCAGCAUCAGCCCGCAUGGACAGCAGGGCCCGGCGGACGCUCACCCGUACUUCCAGGGGCCGGCGCAAGGGUACCCGGAUGGGAGUGGGACGACGCUCGGGCGGGAUUCCGAGGAGGCGUAUCGACACCACGCAGCGAUGAUGGACGGAGCGUAUCACAUGAUGGACGCGGGGGAUCCGCUGGACCUGGUGGGAGUCCCCGGAGUGCAGGGGAGCAGCCCUGCGGGAAUGAUCAAGUACGAGUCGCCGCUGCCGUUGGAAUGA